CAGAUCACAUGACUAGCACCGAGAAGCAGGGAGAAUCAUGGCCGUCUCCGGUGUGUUUAAAGCGGGUCUGUUCAACCACAAAGUGGCGGUGGUAACGGGAGGAGGCACCGGAAUCGGUAAAGCCAUCUCCUCCGACCUGCUGAAGCUGGGUUGUAACGUGGUGAUCUCCAGUCGGAAGUUGGAGAGGCUGGAGGCUGCAGCUGAAGAGCUGAGACAGAGUAUCCCUGAGUCUAGUCCUGCAUCUGUCACCCCUAUAGUCUGUAACAUACGCAACGAGGAGGAGGUGAAGUCUCUGGUGGGGUCAGUGUUGCAGCAGUAUGGUCGGAUAGACUACCUGGUAAAUAACGGUGGAGGUCAGUUCAGCAGCCCAGCAGAACACACCUCAUCUAAGGGGUGGAAGGCUGUUAUAGACACCAACCUCACAGGAACCUUCCACUGCUGCAAGGAAGUGUAUGCUGCAUGGAUGAAGGAGAACGGAGGAGUGAUCGUCAACAUCAUCGCUGAUAUGUGGAAGGGCUUCCCAGGCAUGGCUCAUACCGGAGCAGCGCGGGCCGCUGUAGACAACCUAACUAAGACUCUGGCCAUCGAAUGGGCCGUGUCUGGAGUCAGAGUCAACGCCAUAGCACCGGGUACCAUCAUCUCCAAGACAGCCGUUGAGAACUAUAAGGAGUUUGGACCAACACUGUUUAAGAUGUCUAUUCCUUUCAGCCCUGCUAAAAGACUGGGAGUCCCAGAGGAGAUCUCUCCAGCAGUGUGCUUCCUCCUGUCUCCUGGUGCCUCUUAUAUCUCUGGAGCCACUCUGAGGGUGGACGCUGGACAGAGUCUUUACCACUCUAUGUGGGAAAUACCAGAUCACAGUGCGUGGCCUGCGGCCCCAGAGGGAGAGAAUCUGGACACUCUGAAAGAGCUGCUGAAACCCAAGGCCAGGCUCUAACUAUCACUACGGAAACAAGGUCAUCGCUACGGAAACAACCCAGCACCGCGGUGCCCAGCCCAUGGCAACGGACGGACGGGUAUAUGAUUGUAGACAGACAGUGGAUGUUUAGAGAAUUGUUUUUGAGAAAGCUGAUCAGAAUGCUAUCAAUAUGAAUUAAUGGAAGGAUUAGUGUCACUAUAGAGGCUGACCUCUACAUCUGUCUCCUCUCGUCCUGUCAGCCUGACCCUGUGUGACCCUGUAUCGCCCUGUGACCCAGUAUCUCCCUGUGUGACCCUGUAUCGCCCUGUGUGACCCUGUAUCGCCCUGUGUGACCCUGUAUCGCCCUGUGUGACCCUGUAUCGCCCUGUGUGACCCUGUAUCUCCCUGUGUGACCCUGUAUUGCCCUGUGUGACCCUGUAUCGCCCUGUGUGACCCUGUAUCGCCCUGUGUGACCCUGUAUCGCCCUGUGACCCUGUAUCGCCGUGACCCUGUAUCGCCCUGUGACCCAGUAUCGCCCUGUGUGACCCUGUAUCGCCCUGUGUGACCCUGCAUCGCCCUGUGUGACCCUGCAUCGCCCUGUGUGACCCUGCAUCGCCCUGUGUGACCCUGCAUCGCCCUGUGUGACCCUGCAUCGCCCUGUGUGACCCUGCAUCGCCCUGUGUGACCCUGUAUCGCCCUGUGACCCUGUAUCGACCUGUGACCCUGUAUCACCCUGUGUGACCCUGUAUCGGCCUGUGUCACCCUGUAUCGGCCUGUGUGACCCUGUAUCGCCCUGUGUGACCCUGCAUCGCCCUGUGUGACCCUGCAUCGCCCUGUGUGACCCUGCAUCGCCCUGUGUGACCCUGCAUCGCCCUGUGUGACCCUGCAUCGCCCUGUGUGACCCUGCAUCGGCCUGUGUGACCCUGCAUCGCCCUGUGUGACCCUGCAUCGCCCUGUGUGACCCUGCAUCGCCCUGUGUGACCCUGCAUCGGCCUGUGUGACCCUGCAUCGCCCUGUGUGACCCUGCGUCGCCCUGUGUGACCCUGUGUCGCCCUGUGACCCUGUAUCGCCCUGUGACCCUGUAUCGCCCUGUGAGACCCUGCAUCGCCCUGUGACCCUGUAUCGCCCUGUGUGACCCUGUAUCGCCCUGUGUGACCCUGUAUCGCCCUGUGUGACCCUGUAUCGCCCUGUGACCCUGUAUCGCCCUGUGACCCUGUAUCGACCUGUGUGACCCUGUAUCGCCCUGUGUGACCCUGUAUCGCCCUGUGUGACCCUGUAUCGCCCUGUGUGACCCUGUGUCGCCCUAUGACCCUGUAUCGCCCUGUGACCCUGUAUCGCCCUGUGACCCUGUAUCGCCCUGUGUGACCCUGUGUCGCCCUAUGACCCUGUAUCGCCCUGUGACCCUGUAUCGCCCUGUGGGACCCUGUAUCGCCCUGUGACCCUGUAUCGCCCUGUGACCCUGUAUCGCCCUGUAUCUCAUGUACUGUACAUAAUUGUAGAUAAUUAACAUGGUAAUAGGCCUAUGUGACAAUUCUCCUGAUUGAUUGGCUGUUAUUAGUGUUGUGAUAAUGCACAGCCAGUACUGAUGAACCAUAAUGUUUUCACUAACUCGUCUCAUAAAGAAACAGCUCUGCCUUACAAUAAACACCCUUUACAUUGCACUGACUUGUCCCUCAGAUCUGACUGGGGCUGGUUCUGACUGGGUCUGUGGUUCUGACCGGGUCUGUGGUUCUGACUGGGUCUGUGGUUCUGACUGGGGCUGUGGUUCUGACUGGGGCUGUGGUUCUGACUGGGGCUGUGGUUCUGACCGGGUCUGUGGUUCUGACUGGGGCUGUGGUUCUGACUGGGGCUGUGGUUCUGACUAGGGCUGUCAUGAUUCACCAAUACGAACCAAUACGAGGCCGUGAGGGGAUGACGGCUCUGGUCAAUCACAUCCGCCCCAGUGGAGGCCGUGAGGGGAUGACGGCUCUGGUCAAUCACAUCCGCCCCAGUGGAGGCCGUGAGGGGAUGACGGCUCUGGUCAAUCACAUCCGCCCCAGUGGAGGCCGUGAGGGGAUGACGGCUCUGGUCAAUCACAUCCGCCCCAGUGGAGGCCGUGAGGGGAUGACGGCUCUGGUCAAUCACAUCCGCCCCAGUGGAGGCCGUGAGGGGAUGACGGCUCUGGUCAAUCACAUCCGCCCCAGUGGAGGCCGUGAGGGGAUGACGGCUCUGGUCAAUCACAUCCGCCCCAGUGGAGGCCGUGAGGGGAUGACGGCUCAUGAUAAUGGCGGUAAAAGAGCUAAUGGAAUGCAACCCUUUUGUUUUGGUGUAUUUGAUACCAUUCCACUUAUUCCACUCCAGCCAUUACCACGAGCCUGUCCUCCCCAAUUAAGGUGCCACCAGCCUCCUCAGCAUACAAAUGGCUCAGGUGAUAAGAGGCUUUAUUAGUUGAGUAAAGACCUAUGUAAUUUGCUAGGUGAUUAUCUAUGUGUUUUACCAGAAUAAAAGCAGGCCUAAACUA
Messenger RNA from Oncorhynchus kisutch (coho salmon), 3395 nucleotides. It is a transcript of the gene pecr, whose product is annotated as peroxisomal trans-2-enoyl-CoA reductase. Gene Ontology annotation, molecular function: trans-2-enoyl-CoA reductase (NADPH) activity. Gene Ontology annotation, cellular component: peroxisome. Bases 38 to 934 code for a protein of 298 amino acids. The record is from RefSeq and is a predicted model, not a curated record. The transcript has 8 exons. Lineage: Eukaryota; Metazoa; Chordata; Actinopteri; Salmoniformes; Salmonidae. Gene Ontology annotation, biological process: phytol metabolic process.